AUGGACGUGGAUAUGCAGGAUGCGUCGUCGCGGCGCGGCGCGAACCGCCGUGCUGCGCGCGAGGUGAGCAUAAAGGGCUCGUCCGUGCCGAAGCCGACUCCUGUGAUUGUUGCGAACCUCGUCAAGGGCACGUCGCCCGAGGAUGUUCGUCUCACGUUUGACGCGCUCGGUCGGCUUGUGUAUGUGCGUGAGCAUCAUGUUCCGAGCCUAGGUGCGAACGCCGUCGCUUAUGAGGUUGCGUUUGAGCAGCGUGCGGACGCACAGGCUGCGUGCAAAAAGUACCAUGGUGUCCUCGCGGAUGGCCGCGUUCUCCAGGUGACGAUGAAGGAAGCCCGUCCUUCGCGGCGCCGUCGUGCGCCGCCGCCCAAGGAGCCCGAGGUGUCGGAACGCUUUGAGGAAGAAAAGCUGCCUCUGCCUGUCCUGCGCCAGCUCGCACAGGCGGAAGCCAAGUAUCUCGCCGAGACCGAACGCAUCCUGCGGAACAAAGACGCAGCUACGCCGUCGCUCAAGGACCGCCUCGGCAGUCUGCCCCUGGCCGAGCGGCUGGCGCUGGCGGGUCCACGGACGUCUGCGCAGAAGCGGCGUCGGACGAAGCAGCGGCGUGUGCAGAAAAAGGCGGGUGGUAUGGACGUGGACUAA
Molecule: messenger RNA, 639 nt
Organism: Malassezia restricta
Lineage: Eukaryota; Fungi; Basidiomycota; Malasseziomycetes; Malasseziales; Malasseziaceae
Exons: 1
Coding region: 1-639 (212 amino acids)
Biological process (GO): mRNA export from nucleus
Cellular component (GO): nucleus
Molecular function (GO): mRNA binding
Source: RefSeq, a predicted model, not a curated record